Molecule: messenger RNA, 3187 nt
Organism: Gadus macrocephalus (Pacific cod)
Lineage: Eukaryota; Metazoa; Chordata; Actinopteri; Gadiformes; Gadidae
Gene: matn4
Product: matrilin 4
Exons: 17
Coding region: 434-2539 (701 amino acids)
Molecular function (GO): calcium ion binding
Source: RefSeq, a predicted model, not a curated record
GUGAGAUCCGUGCGCUCUCUCCAAGUUGAUCUCCAAGUGGUGUGUUGUUCACUCCCCGCUGUUUCUCGGGUUUCAAAGCGGGGGAGGGGUCGACCCGUUCCCAAAUAAUGCUAGCGUUUUAAUACCUGCACCCCAUCUCUGCACGGAGUCAUUCUUGGAGACGCUAGCAGGCUCGCGGAGAGACAUAAAAAGUCAUACGUUUUCACAUCCUACGGCUGAUUCCUAACUAACCGCUGAAGACAUUUUCUUAAGACAAGUUUUGGAUAACAUUUAAAACUUUGAAGAAACUUUUCUUGACGGGACAUUGAUUGCGGGAAUUUCAAAAACUAGUAAACGUUCAACUUUGAACAUAUUCUGCCUACCUGGCCCACCCGGACGUCUUUGGUGCUUCUGGUCCAUUGGUCACCGAUCCCAGGUGAGUGAGGGUAGGAAGAUGACGCGUCUCUGUGUGUCCAUUCUUCUCUCCCUGAUCGCCCUCACCAAUGCCAGGCCAAAAACAGCUCCAGAGCAGAAGUGUAAGUCCGGCCCGGUGGACCUGGUCUUCAUCAUCGACAGCUCUCGCAGCGUUCGUCCUCACGAGUUUGAGACCAUGAGGAAGUUCAUGAUCGACAUCCUGGACACGCUGGACAUCGGGGCCGACGCCACUCGGGUCGGGGUCAUCCAGUACUCCAGCCAGGUCCUCAAUGAGUUCUCCCUGAAGACCCACUUCACGACGGAGGCCAUGGUGAAGGGCAUCAACGAGAUCAUUCCUCUGGCCCAGGGCACCAUGACCGGCCUGGCCAUCAAGUACACCAUGGAUGUAGCCUUCACCCCUGAGGCAGGGGACCGGCCCAAGGUGCCCAACGUGGCGGUGAUCGUGACGGACGGACGGCCCCAGGACCGCGUGGCGGAGGUGGCCGCCGAGGCUCGGGAGAAGGGCAUGGAGAUCUACGCCGUGGGCGUGGCCAGAGCAGACAUGACAUCACUCAGGGCCAUGGCGUCCCCGCCGUUUGAAGACCACGUGUUCCUGGUGGAGUCCUUCGACCUCAUCCACCAGUUCGGACUCCAGUUCCAGGACAAGCUGUGUGGCCUAGAUAUGUGUGUAGAGUCUGACCACGGCUGUGAACACAUAUGUGAGAGUUCUCCAGGCUCCUACCACUGCCUCUGUCUGCCCGGCUACACACUGAACACAGAUGGCAAGACCUGCUCAGCUAUAGAUCUAUGUGCGCAGGGGAAACAUGACUGUGAGCAGGUGUGUAUCAGCUCUCCUGGCUCCUUCACCUGUGACUGCAACAAAGGAUACACACUUAACGCAGAAGACAAGAAGACCUGCACCAUGAUCGAUUACUGCUCCUUCGGGAACCACAGCUGUGACCACCAGUGUGUGAGCAUUCUUAACGGGUACCACUGCAAGUGUAACCUUGGAUACCAUCUCCAUGACGAUGGCAAGAAAUGCCAGCCUAUAGAUCUGUGUGCGCAGGGGAAGCAUGAGUGUGAGCAGGUGUGUGUCAGUGCGCCGGGGGUCUACACCUGCGACUGCAACAAAGGAUACACACUCAACGCAGACAAGAAGACCUGCACACCUAUAGAUCUGUGUGCGCAGGGGAAGCAUGAGUGUGAGCAGGUGUGUGUCAGUGCGCCGGGGGUCUACACCUGCGACUGCAACAAAGGAUAUACACUCAACGCAGACAAGAAGACCUGCACACACAUGGACCUGUGUAAUUCGGUGGAACAUGGCUGUGACUUCCAGUGUGUCAGCACUCCAGGGUCAUUCUACUGCAUCUGCCCCGAGGGGCAGUUGCUACAGGACAACGGGAAGAGCUGUGGAACCUGUAAGUCGGCUAACAUCGACCUGGUCUUCCUUAUCGACGGCUCCAAGAGUGUUCGGCCCCAGAACUUUGAGCUGGUCAAGAAAUUUGUCAACCAGGUGGUGGAUUCCCUAGACGUGUCUGCCCAGGGAACCCGGGUGGGUCUGGUCCAGUACUCCAGCCGCGUCCGGACAGAGUUCCCCCUCAACAUGUACCACACCGCAGAGGACAUCAAAGCUGCUGUCAUGAAGGUAGAUUACAUGGAAAAGGGCACCAUGACGGGUCUGGCUCUCAAGCACAUGCUGGAGAACAGUUUCUCUGAGGCAGAGGGGGCUCGGCCGGCUGCCAGGAACAUCCCUCGCAUUGGCUUGGUGUUCACCGACGGACGCUCCCAGGACGACAUCACUGAGUGGGCCAAGCUGACCAAGGAGGCUGGUCUCACCAUGUAUGCGGUGGGUGUAGGCAAGGCGGUGGAGGAUGAGCUUCGUGAGAUUGCCUCGGAUCCCGUGGAGAAAUAUUUCUACUACACCACGGACUUCUCCGCCAUCAACACCAUUGCAGAAAACCUCAAACUCAACGUCUGCCCAGCGGAGAGUCAGGGUGAGAUCGAGGUAAAGGACCCAUGUGCCUGUGAGAGCUUGGUGGAGUUCCAGCAGGCCACAAUGAGCUCAAUGGAGCAGCUGACACAGAAACUGGCUGCCAUGACGACACGCCUUGGGGACCUGGAGAACCAGCUGCUGUCCAGGAAGUGAACAGGAAACACCACUGUGGUCAAACAGGAAGUUCCAACUCCAUAAAGGAAGUGGUGACAGAGGUAGACUAGGUAGUGGAGGAUGAGGGAAAAUCAACAUCUCAAUGUAGAACAUCCAACAUACCCCUUCAACAUUUACUUUCAUUAACAAGCUAUCUUGUUUCUAUGUAAACAUCAAGUAAAGAAAUACACAUUCAGUCUUAACAUUUCUACAGUCAUGACUUCCUACAGAAACUACCUAUGUCGACGUUUGAUGUAUACUUAUUUGAAUACCAGAAAGAUACUUAUGUUCAGCUCUUGAUAGGCUGCAUGACAUGAUUAUAACAUGUAUGUGGCAUGUGUUGUAAUAAGUUUUCUGUGUAUGUUAGAAUGUUUAGCAUGAGGGUUGUGGAAAUUAACUCCAAAACACCAUUGUAUCUCUAUAACUUCUGUCCCAUAACCAUCUUGACCCUUUGUUGAUUCUAUUUAUACUUGAUUGAUUUUGCUACCUUUUGUUAAAUAUGAUGUAUUUAUAGGAGAUUUUGAUACAAGUUGUGUUUGAGAGUACUUCACUGGAAAGUUCUUGUCCUAGUCUUACCUUUGAACGUACUACUAGUAUUAUACAUUUGUGAAGUGCUAACGUCAGUUUGAUACUGCCGACACUAAAGGA